Aspergillus welwitschiae is the source of this 1046-nucleotide messenger RNA. RefSeq names its product dienelactone hydrolase family protein. Bases 66 to 821 code for a protein of 251 amino acids. Gene Ontology annotation, molecular function: hydrolase activity. The record is from RefSeq and is a predicted model, not a curated record. NCBI's taxonomy places the organism in Eukaryota, Fungi, Ascomycota, Eurotiomycetes, Eurotiales, Aspergillaceae. The transcript has 3 exons.
CCUCUUUCAUAUCUCAAUCAUUCAAGCCUCAAUCAGCUUACAGUACACAUCGUUGAUAAACAAUCAUGGCAUCCCUCCCCGCCGGAAGCUGCUGUUACCAAGGCGUCAAGCACGAAGGUGAAGCCAAGGGUAGCUUCUCGCAGCUCAAUGAUUUCGAGAUUUACACCAGCUCUCCUGCUGACAAGUCCACCGAGAAUGGUGUCUUGGUUAUUACGGACGUGAUCGGCCACCGCUUCAUCAACGCUCAGCUCAUUGCCGACCAGUUUGCCGCCAAUGGCUACUUCGUCAUGAUGCCUGACCUUUUCGACAACGACGCCAUCCCGCUCAACCGCCCCGAAGGUUUCGAUCUCAUGGCAUGGAAGGGUGGUGCAUACCACAAGGACAAGAAGCCCCAUACUCCCGAGGUCGUCGACCCCAUUAUCGAAGCAUGCAUCAAGGAGAUGAGAACUAAGUAUGGAUGCAAGAAAAUCGGUGCCGUCGGCUACUGCUUCGGUGGAAAGUACGUUGUGCGCCAUUUGCGCCCCGGCCAGAUCGAUGCUGGAUAUACCGCCCACCCUUCUUUCGUCGAGUCGGAGGAACUGAAAGCCAUCAAGGGCCCUCUGGCUAUUGCUGCUGCGGAAACGGAUGCAAUUUUCCCGGCCGAAAAGCGCCAUGAAUCUGAAGAGAUCCUCAAGGCCUUGGGCCUCCCUUACCAGCUUAACCUCUAUAGCGGUGUGGCGCACGGCUUUGCUGUCCGGGGAGACCCUGCCAACCGGACGGUGCAGUAUGCUAAGGAGAACGCUUUCUUGCAGGCUGUUCAAUGGUUCAAGGAGCACUUGUAGUGUAUUAAUCCUUGUCUAAAACAACCUACCUGCAAUGGGAGAUAUGAUGACCUCAAUGGAUUGUAGGCGUAAUGGCCUUAUAUAUCAAAAUGUUAGACCCUCUCAAUGAACUAUGUCAAUCACUUAUAUCUGCAAGAAUAUGUGACUCGUCAUUAUCAUGCAACCAUGAUAUUCGAAGAUCGAUUUCAUGCAAAGUCUCCAAUUUCCAGGUGAAUAAGAACUAGG